Messenger RNA from Drosophila subobscura, 786 nucleotides. RefSeq lists its product as uncharacterized. The record is from RefSeq and is a predicted model, not a curated record. NCBI's taxonomy places the organism in Eukaryota, Metazoa, Arthropoda, Insecta, Diptera, Drosophilidae.
GAAUUUGUUUGUAAACAAUGGCCAGCUCCAAUUUGUCCGAUUGGGAUGAGCCGCUGCCGACAUCGACAAGCGAGGAGGUCGAGGAGGAGGAUCCGGACUACUGCAGUCCAAGCAAUCGUCAGCGCAGGCAGCAGGAGAACGUGGACAAGAUAUAUUCGUAUGUGCGCCGCAUGGCCUAUCAGCCAUCCAGGCCGCCCAAGACACUAACCGGCGAUGUGGCCAGAUCGCAGCCCAAGAAGAAUCAGCUGAUCGACACAAUCAAGGACUACUACAACCCAAACAGCGCCACGCGCAUCAAGCGGCUUCUGGGCAAGUAAAAUGCCAUAACCACAGAACAGCUGGCUGAGGUACUCAAGAGCAACGAGACAAAGGAGCGACGCAAGGAGGACUUCUUGAAGCGCACGCAUGAGCUGUACCACUGCACGCUGACCAAACUGGAGCGCCAGUGUCUUACACGGUACCUGAACGUGCUCAUCAAUAAGUUUGCCAGGUUCAUCGCCCAUUUGGCCACCACAAUGCGCAUACCGCCGCAGCUGUUCGAUCCCGAGCAUCUUCUGCAACGUCUCGCCUCGCUCACGCUCUGCUCAGUCUCGUGAUCAAGGCCAAGAGAUGGACAAUCACAUCAAGCGUCGCCUCAUGUGCGCUGCCGAGAAAAAGAUCGCCUACAAGCAGCAGUCGACAUACAAGCAGAGCGCCAACGAUAAGUGCCAAGUCCCCCAAUGCCAGUAGCCAGUAGUCAGUCAGGUUCUACAUAUAUUUCGUCCAAUAAAUCGGGAUACGAGCAUC